AUGGCCUGCUGGUGGCUGGUCGUGCCUGCCUGCUCUAUGAUCUGCCGCGCGUACACCAUCCCAGCCACGUGCGAUGAAUGCGCCGCCUGUAAAUCUGUGAUGUGCGCUAUCUACUACUCCGCGUCUAUCCCCUCCUCAUGGUUGGUAUCUAACUCCAUCGCGGCUGGCUGCUCCUUCUCGUCAUGGGCGUUGCUUCUGAACGCGCUGGCCCCGCGCAUGAACUGCCAGCUGAUCCUAAUGGCGAUGUCCUGGUACGCGGGGAUGUUUAAUGCCUGGCCUAACCACGCCUGCGUCUCGCGCUUCAACACCUCGUGGAACCAGUCGGACGUCCAUGCGCGCUGCGUGCCCGCAUUGGGGCCCUAUAAAUACGGGCUGGCUAACCCUAACCCUAACCCUGAUGCGGCGGCGGCGGCGGCGGCGCCUGCGGGUUGGCUGGAUUGGCGGGCUAACCCUACCCUGGGCGCGCGAGCUUGGGCAUCCUCCCUACCCCUAUUAAACCCUAACCCUAAUGCCCUGCCUGCUGGUGGCUGGGCUACUAGCUGCGCCGCUGGCGGCUGCUGCUGUGGCUGCUGCUACUGCGCUGCCUGCCACGCGGUUAACUACUCUAUGAAUGGUAACACUAACCACAUGUACCACAUGAUCAACUCCCCUACCGCCCGCGGCACGUACUAG
Molecule: messenger RNA, 672 nt
Organism: Aspergillus calidoustus
Lineage: Eukaryota; Fungi; Ascomycota; Eurotiomycetes; Eurotiales; Aspergillaceae
Source: the annotation of a GenBank genome assembly